AUGGAUUUCCCCGGAUGCAACGCCAUCCAGCUAGCAGCUGCAGCGGGCUGUAACGUAAGAGCCACAGCACCAGGCAAGAAAUUCGACUACGAACACGGCCUCAGAGCCAGCCAAGUGAUUGACAAGUACAGCACAAGAGCCAAGGAGGAACUCUUAGAGAUACUAAAGAAACCAGAACAGACAAACCUCCUGGGUGCAAUCGAUACCGAAGAAACGGAUAUUAGCACCGCAAUCUGCAAAGCUGUCGUUGGAAACCGUCCAGUAGCAUCUGCAUCAGCUUCUCACGUGCCAGAUGCAAAUGUGGUCAAGGACCACGAGAUAUGUUACAAGAUCUUCAAGGAGUUUCUUCCUAAAGCGCUGAGUGAAAAGAGUUAUGUUGUCGCUCCAAGCCCUGUGUAUCCUCCGAAGAUUUCACAUCUGCUUGCGACUGUUGAGGACGCGCAGAAAAAGGUUGUUACUCCUGUGCAUUGUCCCUACGGUGUAGAGGAGAUAUGGAAGGCUGAGGUAGUUGCUAUCAAAUAA
Messenger RNA from Aspergillus niger, 522 nucleotides. RefSeq lists its product as uncharacterized. The record is from RefSeq and is a predicted model, not a curated record. Bases 1 to 522 code for a protein of 173 amino acids. NCBI's taxonomy places the organism in Eukaryota, Fungi, Ascomycota, Eurotiomycetes, Eurotiales, Aspergillaceae. The transcript has 3 exons.